AUGUCUCCUUUGCGAGAUUACCUGUACCGCGUCUAUCCAGAUGCUGCACCAAGUUUAAAGGCAAAGGUAGGAGGUGUGGAAGAUCUGAAUGAUGGUGAUGGCGGCGAUCGUGUAGAGUUAGGAAAUCGACACGAUGACACAUUUAGUCAUGUGACUUCAAGUUCGCUUACUACUGCGCCAUUGGAUAGCAUCCCAGAUGCAUCCAAGUCCGACCUUCCUGGAAACUCCACCGACAUCUGGCAAGAUGAUUAUUUCUGGGAGGGACUCACCGCUCAAAUAGAUGCAUUUGACAUGUCAGGUGGGAAUCCAGACUUGCCGCUCUUACCUCCCUACCCACACAGUCCUGCAUCUGCUCUCAAUUCACCAUCGUCUCCGACAACUCCACCACUCUCUCCACCUAGCCUUCCCACAGACACUUUCCCUGGAGCUUCAGCGCUACCUCCAAACGAAUCCCCCGCAACUCCAUCGAUUUCUUCAUCUCAGCUUCCCGCAGACACUUUCCCCAAGGUUUCAACACUACCUCUGAACGAAUCUCAGUCCUUGCCAAUCUCGGUGCCACAGAGCUCACCCGCACCUCCUUCGACCACUCUGCCUCCUACGCCAGCUUUGCAUCCACGCAGGACCGGUCGCAUGUGUGUUCCUUCCUUGCGCAAUGUUAUUGCCAAUAGCAUUGGCGAUGAUCAUAAUGCUGGCAAGCGUCGUGGAGUGGCAGUUGAAACUGGCGUCUCAGGCCACAAAAAGAGGUCAGUCGAUAACAUCUUCUAG
Molecule: messenger RNA, 765 nt
Organism: Suillus paluster
Lineage: Eukaryota; Fungi; Basidiomycota; Agaricomycetes; Boletales; Suillaceae
Exons: 2
Coding region: 1-765 (254 amino acids)
Source: RefSeq, a predicted model, not a curated record